Messenger RNA from Nematolebias whitei (Rio pearlfish), 1914 nucleotides. RefSeq names its product estrogen receptor 1 (gene esr1). Gene Ontology annotation, molecular function: sequence-specific DNA binding; zinc ion binding; nuclear estrogen receptor activity. Gene Ontology annotation, cellular component: nucleus. The coding region runs from base 1 to 1860 and encodes 619 amino acids. Gene Ontology annotation, biological process: regulation of DNA-templated transcription; steroid hormone receptor signaling pathway. The transcript is spliced from 9 exons. Lineage: Eukaryota; Metazoa; Chordata; Actinopteri; Cyprinodontiformes; Rivulidae. The record is from RefSeq and is a predicted model, not a curated record.
AUGUUGCUAAGGCAGAGCCCGGCGCAGAGCAGGCAGCCGUUGGGACCAGUGCUCAGAACCAGGAUUAGCCCAGCCUCCUCAGAGCUGGAGACCCUCUCCCCACCUCGCCUCUCACCCUCACCCCGGGCCCCCCUCAGUGACAUGUACCCAGAAGAGAGCCGGGGUUCUGGUGGGGUAGCUGCUGUGGACUUCCUAGAGGGGACGUAUGACUAUGCCACCCCCACCCCUGCCCCUACACCUCUGUACAGUGACUCCACCACUGGGUACUUCUCUGCUCCUCUGGACGCUCACGGACCCUCGUCCGAUGGCAGCCUUCAGUCUCUAGGAAGCGGACCAACUAGUCCACUUGUGUUCGUGCCCAGCAGUCCAAGGCUCAGCCCCUUCAUGCAUCCUCCUGGUCACCACUAUCUGGAAACCGCCUCUGCACCCGUCUACAGAUCCAGCCACCAGCCGGCCUCCAGAGAGGACCAGUGUGACGCCCGUGACGAGGCAUGCAGUGUGGGGGAGUUAGGCGCUGCAGCCGGGGCCGGGGGGUUCGAGAUGGCCAAAGAGACGCGUUACUGUGCCGUGUGCAGCGACUACGCCUCCGGGUACCACUACGGGGUGUGGUCCUGUGAGGGCUGUAAGGCCUUCUUCAAGAGGAGCAUUCAGGGUCACAAUGACUAUAUGUGCCCAGCGACCAAUCAGUGUACUAUUGACAGGAAUCGGAGGAAGAGCUGCCAGGCCUGCCGUCUUAGGAAGUGUUACGAAGUGGGUAUGAUGAAAGGAGGUGUGCGCAAAGACCGGGGUCGUGUUUUGCGGCGCGACAAAAGACGAGGUGGCAUCGGAGACAGAGACAAGGCUGCUAAAGGCUUGGAACACAAAGCAGCAGCCAGUCAUGACGGGAGGAAACGCAGCGGCAUCGGUGGAGGAGGAAGAGCUUCACUGAUGAGUCUUCCUCCUGAACAGGUGCUCCUCCUGCUCCAGGGUGCUGAGCCACCGAUCCUGUGUUCCCGUCAGAAGCUGAGCCGACCCUAUACCGAGGUCACCAUGAUGACCCUGCUCACCAGCAUGGCUGACAAGGAGCUGGUCCACAUGAUCGCCUGGGCCAAGAAGCUGCCAGGUUUUCUGCAGCUGUCUCUCCAUGAUCAGGUUCUGCUGCUGGAGAGCUCGUGGCUGGAGGUUCUUAUGAUCGGGCUCAUCUGGAGGUCCAUCCACUGCCCGGGAAAACUCAUUUUUGCACAGGACCUGAUAUUGGACAGGAGCGAAGGCGACUGCGUUGAGGGUAUGACGGAGAUCUUCGACAUGCUGCUCGCCACCUCUUCUCGGUUCCGCAUGCUCAAACUGAAACCCGAGGAGUUUGUCUGCCUUAAAGCCAUCAUCCUGCUCAACUCUGGUGCCUUUUCUUUCUGCACCGGCACAAUGGAGCCUCUUCACGAUGGAGCGGCGGUGCAGAACAUGCUGGACACCAUCACCGACGCGCUCAUACACCACAUCAGCCAGUCGGGAUACUCGAUUCAAGAGCAGGCGAGACGACAGGCCCAGCUGCUCCUGCUGCUGUCCCACAUCAGACACAUGAGCAACAAAGGCAUGGAGCACCUGUACAGCAUGAAGUGCAAGAACAAAGUGCCGCUGUACGACCUGCUGCUGGAGAUGCUCGACGCUCACCGCCUCCACCGUCCACUCAAAUCCUCUCAGUCCCUGUCCCAAACCGACAGCAGCCCCUCCUCCUCCAGUAGCAUUGGCGAUGGGGGUAGCGUCUCCUCUGCAGGUCCCAGUUCAGGACUUCGAGGCACCAACGAAAACCCGAGCAGAACCCCGUCAGGUCCAAGCGUCCUGCAGUACGGGGGCUCUCGGUCCAACUGCACCAACACCGUGUGAGUCAGACCCAAAGCUUCAGCUGGAGGUCUCUGCAGAUGGUGUGCGGUUUGAAAA